Messenger RNA from Blepharisma stoltei, 951 nucleotides. The record is from the annotation of a GenBank genome assembly. Lineage: Eukaryota; Ciliophora; Heterotrichea; Heterotrichida; Blepharismidae.
AUGGACAAGUACAGGACAAUCAGAACUCUUGGGGAUGGGACUUUUGGAAGUGUGACUAUGGCUACUGUUAAAGGCUCAAAAGAAGUUGUUGCUAUUAAAAAACUGAAGCGUACAUUUGGCUCAUGAGAGGAAUGUAAUGAGUUACGUGAAAUCUCAAUUUUAAGGAAAAUUUGCCAUCCUAAUAUAAUAAAACUGAGAGAAAUAAUACGAGAAGCUGAUGAUUUAUAUCUGGUUAUGGACUAUAUGGAGCAAAAUUUGUUAGGAUUAAUAACAAGAGAUGCACAAAUGGACUUAACUUUUAUAAAAAACAUAAUGAGGCAAGUCUUUGAAGGACUUGCUUAUAUUCAUAAAAGUGGGAUUAUUCAUAGAGAUAUCAAGCCUGAAAAUAUUUUAGUUUCACAGAAUUCUUGCAAAAUAGGCGAUUUUGGUAUUGCAAAAGACCUAAGAAAUGGGCAGCCAUUUACAGAUUAUGUAAGCACAAGAUGGUAUAGAGCUCCUGAGCAGCUAUUAAAAAGCCAAAGAUAUUCAUGGCCUGCAGAUGUUUUUGCUGCUGGAUGUGUUUUAGCAGAAAUAUUUCUGAAAAGACCAAUAUUCCCAGGGACAAAUGAGCAAGACCAAUUAAUGAAAAUUUGUGAAAUACUUGGGACUCCUACAGCUGACAACUGACCUGAAUUUCCUCAACUAUCAAGAAGACUCGGGAUUACUUUUCCACGCAGAGCUCCAGCCCCUCUGCAGGACAUCAUGCCUUCUGCCCCAUUGGAAGCUAUCUCUUUUCUAUCAAGAAUUCUUUGUUGGGAUCCUUCAAAAAGAUCAAGUGCAGCUCAAUGUCUUAAUCAUCCAUUUUUACAGUCUAUCCGAAGAGAAACAUUUCCAAUUUUCUCUGAACAAGUAGAAGAAGUUAAAAGCCCAAUAAAUUCAAGAAAUUCUUUUGGAAGACGUUCGUUCAAAUAG